AUGCAGAGCCGUCUAAUCCCUGACUCAGCUAUAACAGCUUCCUCCGAGCGAAUUAAUUAUCUGCGAGCUUCCCGAGCCAGACUGCACAUGCGUUCUUUUUACCCAUGGCUGCCAGCUGGUUGGUCAGCGGCUGUCUCAGACCACAAACAGUGGCUUGAAAUUAACCUUGAAUUGAAGACAAUAGUGACGGGGAUUGGUACCCAGGGACUAAGUAGCAGAUGGUCACCUGAUCAAUGGGUUACUAGUUACCAGGUCUCACACAGGGACAAAGCAGAUGAAAAAUGGGUCCACUAUCAGCAACAAGGACACAUAAAGGUAUUUAUUAAAAGUGGUCAAACAGUCUCUUCGAUAGGUUGAUGUGACAAAAAAUCAGUGGCUAGAAAGAGAGAAUUAAUAGCCCUUGGUGGUGGCGUCAUUACUGACCUAGUACUUGCCAUUAAUGGAAAUGAGACGGGGGGAGGGGUGGGUUUAGACGGCUUUGGUUACAAGUUAUCGUUCACCUUCAUUUCGCUUUAUGUCGUGCUACGCACGCGUAGGGAAUGCUUUUUUCAGUUUUGUCUUUAUGAUCGGAGCUUACAAACGUGGAGCUUUCAGCGCUUUGAAGAGGGUUGGGAACUUAAGUGAGAGAAAAUCUAAAAAACUAAUACAACUCUGAUCUAAUUUCUUUCUUCAGACAUUAGUAGGCAAUAAGGAUGCUGAGAGUGUUGUUAUAAACCAGGUGGAGCCCUCCUUUGAAGCUGUUUGUGUCCGACUUCAUCCGCAGUCGUGGCAUCGCUGGAUUUCAAUGAGAGUGGAGCUGUUUGGAUGUCCAGGUAACAAAAAUUACUCUACCAGCUAUAUUUUCCAAUCAUCAGUCUCCUUCCGCUCGUGUUAAGUCAAAAAGCUUCAGUUUAAGAAUAUUUUUAUGCGUUGUGCCACCAAAAACCGCGUUGGGCUACAUUUUUGCCGGGGUGUCUCAAAAAGUAGAAGAUGUUAAUCGGAAGGUGGCACAUAAACGUAAGUUCGUUUAAGAAAAAAAAGACUCCCUAAAGGCUCAGAUAGAAAAAGAUGGAAGAAAAAGAAUAGGAACUAGAGUAAGACAGGAGAACCAAAAGAUGAAGGUAAAUCAUUUUUUCCUAAGGGGGGCUAAGUUUCUAAAGAAACUCUGGUGCUGCGGUGUUGGGGGUAUAACAAAAUAAUUUGGUUUCAUCAAUUGGAUUGAUAAUAUCAAUUGGCCUCUUAAAAAAGUUUUUCUAUACCUAAAAUCCACAAACCGGACGACCCAUUUUCUCUAACAGUAGUUACCCUACUAAAACUACAGAGAUUCAGAGAAAAUUCUCCUGCGUGGAAAGUGAAAUUGUUUCCUUGUGCCUUAAUGGAGAGAGGGUGAAGUCAUUACCAAAUCAAUUUGAGACUCACAUGAAGUUAUUUUAAUGAAAACGUUAUAUCUCGUCUAGUCUCUUCGUGUUUUAUGACUCUUGGCUUGCGAGACAUGCGCAUACCAGACAUGGCUUUCUCGUCGUCGUCCAUUUUGACUCAAGCUAAUGCUCCAUCUCGUGCCCGACUCCACCUACAAAUUGGAAAAUUUCAGGCGGCAGGCUGGGCACCAGCACGUGGUGACAACACACCCUGGCUACAAGUGGAUCUGGGGAAUAGGAUGAUCAUAGCCGGAAUUGGAACCCAGGGUGGGCACUACUUUUGGUGGUCAACUGGAGGCUGGAUUCAAAAGUUCAAGGUGUCUUUUAAGAGCGAUGGAGAAGAAUGGCAGAUAUAUGGCCAGAACACGUCAGAGGAAGUAGGAAAAUAAAAUUUUACAGUACUUCUUUUGCUUUUAGAAAAGCAUGUGGUCACCGAUACAGGCCAUACUAAGCCCGCGAUAAAAUUUUUUCUGUUAAGGAUCUUUUGAGGCAGCAUAUCCCGCUGAUAUGGUCAGCGUGAAAUAGUCUUCAAGUGUCCUGACUUCCCUGGUGUCCUUCAUUAAUCAAAAUCAGACAAGUUUACAAGUUGCAAUUUUUCGCUUAGGGCCACUACAAGCGGUCGCUUGACGCCACAACUACAACACGACUUGUGUUUUUUCAAUCCUGUAAAUUGCUCCGUAAAUUUUCCCAAUUUUUUGUUUUCGUUUUUCGUUUUUAUUACAUCUCUUACUGUCCUCUCUUAAAUAUUACAGGAGCUGGUUGGUAAUAGCAAUAUAAACUUAGUGGUGAUCAACAAGCUCUCUCAGCCAUUUGUAGCUCGCCUAGUUCGCAUCCAUCCCAUCGUGCAGACGACAUAUGGUUACUUAAGACUGGAGUUGUACGGCUGUCCAGGUAUUGAAAUAUCGGAACAUCCAUUAGAAGGACAAUUACUCUGGACAUGUAGACAUAUUUUCUAAUCCACGGCCAAAUUAUCUGGUGUUGCGCUCUGUAAAGGAGGUUAGAAAUCUGCAAAAAAUAAUAAAAAAACUAAAAACAUAAUGGCGGGGGUUUGGUACGGAGUGAAAUCGCUUUCCUUAUUCCGCUGCGUUUUGCCCAGGCCGCCCCACCUUUGGGCUCGUUCUCAUUAACUGAGUGCCUGCAACAGGCUAUAGGUAUUGUGUUUCGAGACCACGAGGUUACAGUUAAAAUCCUUUUGAGGUUCUAAGUUGAGCGAAAUUAGGAUUUGCGUAGUUUUUUGCGCAGAUAUAUGUACCCCUCUUGACUGCUUUACCUCGCUCUAUGAUUGGUUCAGAAAACUUGCUCUACUCUCUCAACCAAUCAGGUGAAAAGUUAAACCUAAUCACGACUUGGUCGCGCGCGUUUUCCCGCGCUUUAGGUAGUUGGGUAUUUUCCUCUCUUCUGAUUGGCCUUUUUAAUAAUUUGGUUUGGUUUUAUGACGUUCAAUCGAGGAGCGCUAUAUCACAAUUCUAAUCAAGGAUUCUUUUUACUCUCACACUCUUGUCAGUGGUUUAUGUAAUCUUGGAGUAAUUCUUCAUUCCAAGAGAGCAAAUUAAUUUUAUUUCCUCUUCUUUUUGCAGAUAAUAACAACUGCGAUAGUUCUCCGUGUUGGAACAAUGCCACGUGUAAAAAUCAUCUCAGUAGUUUUAGCUGUAUGUGUCUUCCCGGAUUUACGGGAGAGACUUGCGAAACGGGUGAGUGGAAAAUUGUGAUUAAGGCGUUCUUGACACUCAAUCAAAGUCCGCUCUGGGUUCCAGUUCUCUGUGCAAAAAAAAAGCGGCACUCAGUGGGUAUAAAUGUAAAUUGGCCACAACAGAGAAUUUAUAGUAAUACUUGCGAUUCGCAAGUUUUUGCCCAAACAUUUAACGUUUUAGGACCUUUUUUGCGACGCACAACGAAAAAACAGAUAAGUAAGCAGAGGAAUGAGAGUUGGGGCGCUUGCUUUUAUCUUUUUUUGGCGCGAAAAUCCAUGAAUACAAAUUAUCUAAUCAUAUGCAAAUGAAACAUUUAAAGCAUGGACUUUGCAUGAACAUCUUCCCGAGGUUAUUACCUUUAUAAAUUAGUACACUACCAACUAACUUGAAAAAGGCGUCAGCUAAGUUGCUCAUCUGUUAAAAGUUCAGAGUAGUAUUUAAAGUUUUAAGGGGUAUUCUAACGUUAAAGAUUUAAAAAGGAUAUAGUUGUAACCCUGGAUAUGUGAGAGCGAUGAUAUGUAGCCUACGGAGGAGGCGUAGUUCUUUCGUCAAAUGCAACGGUAGGAGCGCCUUUUUUUCACGCUCACCCCCUCGCGCUCGAUUUAAGUUUGCCUCUGUUUGCCUAGAAAACGCCAAAAAAAUACGCCUGUUCUGUAAGCUGUAAUUAUUUGAUCAAAUGCUCAAACCAGCCAAUUAUUAACCUGUCGGUUAUGAGCACUCUACAAAAUCAAGACCAUAAAUCAACACAAACCUAACAAGCGCUUGUUUUGCUUGCGAUAGAUAUCGACGACUGUUCCAGUUCUCCUUGCCAAAACGGGGGAUCAUGUGUCGAUCACGUGAACAACUUCAGUUGUGUGUGCUCUCAGGGAUUCACAGGACUUAAGUGCGAAUCAGGUUAUAACGAAUCAUUUCUCUUGACCUUCCUCUCUUUUACUAUGGCGUUUCGUGUGAUAAGUUGGCUUAUAGUAAGAGUUCAAACCACAGAAAACUAGGUCCUAUCAGAGAGAAUAUAGUUUUAGCUGGGGCGAAAAAAUAAGCACGGUUAAGUUUCCGUUCACGAUCCUAAGCAUGACUUUAUCAACUGAGUUGAUAAUGUAAAUUGGCUACCGUGGACAUUCCUAAAGCUGACGAGCUAAUGCGAGUCAUCUUUGGAAACUCUCCUCGGUGGCAAGUUGCAUUAUCUACUCAGUUCAUAAAACAAGACCCAACCGCCCCGCCCCCCCACCCCCACCCCCACUCCCACCGACACAGCAUCCCCUUUUUCUUUAUAAACUUACCCCCUUCAUCCUCGCCUCUCAGUCUUAACCAUUUUCAUAAAUUAGACAAACAUGCCUUCAAGAAAGAUGGUCGAUUUGUUGCAACUUGUUUCAGUUUUAAUUUUUCUCCAUCAUUCAAGGUAAAUGAAACUAACUUGAAAUUCGCUCUGACGAAAGGCUGACGCUCGAAACGUCAGCUUUGAAACUCUUUACGGUGGCAAUUUGAACUAUCGACUCCGUUGAUAAAACCAACUUAUCAUGUAAGACCCCGCCCCGGACACAGCAUCACAAGUUUCUUUAGAAACUUACCCCUUUUAUUAACUUGAAAUUCGUUUCUUUACCUUUAUGAAAAAACUCUUUAAAGCUUCAAAAGCCUCAUAUUUUAAAGACACAUUGACAAGGCUUCAGUCUAAAGCUUAGUUAACUAUAGUCAUUUUUCACGUCUCACGUCUCACGUUUCAUGUCUCACGUCUCACGUUUCACGUCUUGUGUUCUCAGUUCUCAAACCAAGCUGCACCUGUGGUCGACGCACCACCCGACGUAUCGUGGGCGGUAAAAGGGCGUUACCAGGGGAGUGGCCAUGGCAAGCCGGUCUUAUGGUCAAGAAUACGAAGCAGAUUUACUGCGGCGGAGCUUUGAUUAACCAAGAAUGGAUCGUGACAGGUGCACAUUGCGUGACAUACAGAAAUGCCUCAACGUUGAUGGUCGUGCUCGGAGAAUACGAUGUUACAAGGAAGGAAGGUAUUGAACUCUUCCGGGAGGUUGAUGGAUAUCAGUUGCAUCCGGACUACCACUUAUUAACAGCAGACUUUGACAUUGCCCUUGUUCGCUUUAAACCAGCUCUAAGCCAGUUCAGCAGGUUUAUAUCGCCCGUUUGCUUGCCAACAGCUAACGAAAGUUUCCCGGCAGGAACCAACUGCACUGUCACUGGUUUUGGUCGGCUUACUGAAGCUGGUCGCCAAGCAACAACUCUACAACAGGCCGUGUUACCAAUUGUAUCACGGGACACUUGUCAAGCUGCCUACCCAGAAUACAAUAUCACGCCCAGGAUGACGUGCGCAGGAUAUGUUGCUGGGGGUAUAGAUGCCUGUCAGGGGGAUAGUGGGGGACCAUUGGUGUGUCGUAAGGAUAAGAUACACUGGUACCUGGCUGGUGUCGUAAGCUGGGGUCUGGGAUGUGCCAAGCCUGAAUCAUAUGGGAUUUAUGCUAAUGUACCAGUGUUAGCAUCAUGGGUGAGGUCUGCAUUAAUCAAUUCCACUAUUUGUUCACCUUGACAUUGCAAAAUUCAUUUCUGAUAUCAUUAGCAAGAUCUAUCACUAGUAAAGAAAUUUUUGUAACUCCAAACUGUUACUGUACACAAUUUUGGGGGUUCAAAUAUCAAUAUUUGUUGUCCAUAUUCUUAAACUUCUGAAAUGAAAAUUAUUAGUUUUAUUAUUUCAGUUAUUGAGAAUAACUAUCUUUUAUCUCGCUCUGCACAACUGCACAGUUAUUGUACCAAAGCACUGAUUUCAAAAUUUGUUGCCUCUUAUGAUCCCUUAAAAUUCAGUUGCUAUCAUUUGCUCUAACAAAUAUACUAUAACAAUAUUUAUUUCCCUUUGGGAAAGUUCCUACUUUGCCUCUCGUUAGACAAAUCUCUUAAAAUACCUUGGAGUCUGGACCUUCAUCUCCUCUAAUCCUUCAAUUUGAGAUUCCAAAGAAUAACCUUACUGUUUAAACAUUGUCUUCAAAUAGGCUAUAAAAAAGAUAGAAUGCUGCCGUGAUGAAAGGACUUUUAAUUAGUGACCCCAAUGGGUGAAUAACAAACAGCUGCUGCUGUUGCUAUUGCAAGUUUAAAAAGUAAAUUACCUAAGUUAUACAUGGAUUUUAAGCACUUCAUAAAUUUCAAACAGAUCAUCAACAGUUGGAAAAAAAGGAGUUAUUUUUUCAACUAAGUCAGGCAGCUGAAUUACUAAGCAAGAAUCACAAUGGCAGUGUCUAUUGUCAACUUUUAAGCUUCCUUGAAGAGAACUUGUGAGAGCUAGGUGACUAUUUGGAAUAUUUUAAUACAGUCAGUAGUGCAAAAAUAAAUUAGUUUUUUUGCUGGCACAAACCCCCUUACUUCAUACUUUUUAAAAGUGAUAAGCAUGGAAUUUGGCUGACAUCAGUUUAGCAGAGGAAUCUCAAUCUUGUAUACACAGCUAAGAAUUUCCAAUGGCUUCAUUCUAAAUAAUUAUGUAAUAAAAUCAAUUUUCAGAUGCUCAACAAUAAAAUGUGUUACUGAUUAAGAGCCUAUACAAUACCAGUGGAUGAAAAAAAUUCAAAAGAAACCUAAAGUGAAAAAUGUGCACUGUUUUCAUGAAAAAUUAAAUUCAAAUGUCACAUUUUGCUAAAAUACUUCAACCAUUGGCAAAAUUGUCAGUCUUUCUGAAAAUAACGCUAUUUUGUUUUGAAGCAACAUAUUUGCGUAUUUACAAACUAGUCCACAAUAUGGUCUGUUCAGACCCAUAGAGUAAUCACCCUAUCAACUAGGGCUUUAGUGACUAGCCUGUGUUCUUGCAAAAAAACAAAGAUUGCAAUUCUGAGAAAGGGUGGAAUUAACACCCUAGUGGGAUUGUCAGCCCUUUGUGACUAAUGUUUAUUAAGAAGUUAGGAAAAGUAUCCAUUAAUUUCAUAAUUAUCCGAUAGGGUCUAACAAUUUCUAAUGGUUAUCCAAAGGGUGAUGUCACUAGUCAUGUGACUGUGUCAUGCCAGAUUGUCACGUAGGUCAUGCAGAGUUAUUUUGAUGGAGGAAAGAAAAGAAAACUUCAUGUUAUCAGACCCUGUUGGUUAACUAUGAAAUUAAUUCAUAUUCAUCCCAACAAUAUACCCACACUACAUGUGUUUACUCCCAUUACCCCCUAACUAGAUUGGGUUUGCUCCUUCUACCCUACAUCCCACACCAUAGGCUCUGUUCAUCCCAUCCCAUCUGCAAGGACACAGAAAGAGCUCUAAGGGAUAUUGUCUCUCAUCAACACAUACAACAAAUACUAACAGGAUUAUGCAAUUACAUGCACUUAAGGCUAAAUAGCCCUGAUCACUUUUUCAUACUUUCUUCAGAUAAAUGUCAACUACUGUCUCAUGACAUUCUCGUAA
Molecule: messenger RNA, 7455 nt
Organism: Pocillopora meandrina
Lineage: Eukaryota; Metazoa; Cnidaria; Anthozoa; Scleractinia; Pocilloporidae
Source: the annotation of a GenBank genome assembly